Molecule: messenger RNA, 874 nt
Organism: Perognathus longimembris pacificus (Pacific pocket mouse)
Lineage: Eukaryota; Metazoa; Chordata; Mammalia; Rodentia; Heteromyidae
Gene: Pxmp2
Product: peroxisomal membrane protein 2
Exons: 5
Coding region: 63-650 (195 amino acids)
Cellular component (GO): membrane; cytoplasm
Source: RefSeq, a predicted model, not a curated record
CCCUGAGCCGGGCGGGCCUGCCGCGGGGUCGGCGUCCAGAGCGGCUCCGGGAAGCAACGGCGAUGGCACCGGCGGCGUCUCGGCUGCGGGCCGAAGCCGCGCUCGGGGGUCUCCCGCGGCGCGCGCUCGCCCAGUACCUGCUGCUUCUGCGGCUCUACCCGGUGCUCACCAAGGCGGCCAGCAGUGGCAUUUUGUCAGCACUUGGGAAUCUCUUGGCCCAGAUGAUUGAGAAGAAGCAGAGAAAAGGAAACUCUCAAAAUCUAGAUGUCUGUGGGCCUCUUAGAUAUGCAGCUUAUGGGUUCUUUGUCACAGGCCCACUGAGUCACUACUUCUACCUCUUCAUGGAGCACUGGAUCCCUCCUGAGGUGCCUUUGGCCACAGUCAAGAGGCUCCUGCUAGACCGUCUGCUCUUCGCACCAGCCUUCCUGCUGUUGUUCUUCCUCAUCAUGAACUUCCUGGAGGGGAAGGACACCCAUGCCUUUGCUGCCAAGAUGAAGAGUGGCUUCUGGCCUGCACUUCGGAUGAACUGGCGAGUGUGGACACCUGUGCAGUUUAUUAACAUCAACUAUGUGCCUUUGCAGUUCCGGGUGCUCUUUGCCAACCUGGCAGCUUUGUUCUGGUAUGCCUACCUGGCCUCUUUGGGGAAGUGACUUCAGAGGCACUGUGGACAGAGACCUGGGGGAAUCCACCUCCCAGAGGGAGCUGCAGAACCUGCCCAGGCAGGACUUCACCUAAUCACAGGAGGAGAAAGAGAAAUGUCAAUGUCAGCACCUUGUGCUUUAGAAAGGCAGCAGCUGACGUGGAAAGCAGAGGGGCCUUCAGCUGUCACCUUCGACCAGAUGAAGGUCACAAUAAAGGGUAAUGCAGCUGCUUC